UAAUUGAUUUAUUCUUUCUUUCUUCUCUCCUUUGUUCUCAGUGGUGGAGAGAGAUGGGAAGAAGAGCGAUCAAAGGGGUUUUACUUGACGAAUCUGUGCUGUUCGGUCCCGAGAGUGAUGAUUCGUCGCCGAGACUGCGUGAUUCAGUCCCGUCUCUUCUCAGGCUGCUUCGUUACUCCAUGAUCCGAACGGGGAUUUCAUAUGGGAAUGAUCUUCCGGAAAAAAAGGUGGAUUUAUUGAGGAAAACGGCUGCAGAAUACUCAAUUGAUUGCUUAGCUUUAGAGGAGUCUUUGACAAGUGUUACCUUUGGUGAUACUCUCAAAGCAUGGCAUAGUGACGAUAGUAUUCUGUAUGUUGCUUCAAGCAGAAAGGAAGAGAUAUUUCGUGAACUUAGUCCCAGCCAGCUUGUUGUUGUUAUACUCGAUGUUGUCAAAGGUGGUCCAUGUCAGGAUCCUAACAUGGUUCAUAUUGGUAGCCUUGAAGAGCUACCAAUGACUAUCUGCUGCAUGAACAAAAAGGCAAUGGGUGUUGGUGCUGCAAUAAUUGCUUACAUCAUGAAACCAUCUCGGGUAGAGGACUUUGCCAAGAGGGGUGCGUUACCCAUGUACCCUACUUCAAAUGGGUUGAUAUUUCUACCCCUCAUGUUUGAGUUCCCUCUUUCAUCUCAACUCGAACACGCUGAUAUCAUUUUCCACAAAGCAACUGAUGAAAUCUUGUCCAUUCAACUGAACUGCGCCGACUCAAAAUCAUCUGUUGCAGUUACAUUCUCUACCGGCAUGGAGGAACUGAAAAAGUAUAUGGAAGAUCAAAAUGCCUGUGCUGUAGUCGACCCUAUUCAAAAUUUAUAUCCUGUCCUGGACCGACUCAAGAUGCAACAUACUCUUCUUGGAUUAGAGGACUUUUCUGCAGCAGGACGAAAGAUAAGAGGCGCCUGCUUUCUCAAGAUUGACAACUAUAAUGAACCGGAUCUGGCUCAAAACUUGUCAAGAGCUGGACUCUCUCUUCCAUGUAUUGUGAAACCUCAGGUUGCCUGUGGUGUUGCUGAUGCUCAUAGCAUGGCCAUUGUCUUCCGGGUCGAGGAUUUUAAGGAUUUGAACACUCCUGUGCCUGCCAUUAUCCAAGAGUAUGUAGACCAUUCAUCCAGGAUAUUCAAGUUUUACGUCUUGGGUGAAAAGAUCUCUCACGCGGUCAAGAAAUCGAUCCCAAGUUCUGCUAGUCUGAGGAAAACAGCCGAGGAAAACGGUCUCCAACCUAUUCUCUUUGACAGCUUAAAAUCUUUACCUGUUGGUUCCACAAACCAGACCCCGUUAAACGAGAUUGAUCUAGAGCUGGUUACAGAAGCAGCUACUUGGCUAAGAAAGAAGCUUGAUCUCACAAUCUUUGGCUUUGACGUAGUUAUCCAAGAAGGAACAAGAGAUCACGUGAUAGUAGACUUGAACUACUUACCAUCGUUCAAAGAAGUCCCUGCUAACAUCGCAGUUCCUGCUUUCUGGGAAGCCAUCAGAAACAGGUUUGACCAACAUGUCCAAAAGAAGCAUUGAAUCCAAACAUUGUGGGAAAGCGGAAACUCUUCUGUCUGUUUAUUUGGAGGAAUGAUUCAGACAUUAUGAGACCAAAAUAAUUGUGAGAAACAGAAAAAGAUUGUAAUUUUAAGACAAAGUUUUUGUUUUUAAUUAUGUCGAUAAGAGGAAAAAAAGCCACAAUUCUAUAAAUACAAGACAAGGAGACGACCUUUGAGAGUCGA
Messenger RNA from Camelina sativa (false flax), 1744 nucleotides. Its product is annotated as inositol 1,3,4-trisphosphate 5/6-kinase 4. Gene Ontology annotation, molecular function: inositol-1,3,4-trisphosphate 6-kinase activity; inositol-3,4,5,6-tetrakisphosphate 1-kinase activity; magnesium ion binding. Lineage: Eukaryota; Viridiplantae; Streptophyta; Magnoliopsida; Brassicales; Brassicaceae. Gene Ontology annotation, biological process: inositol trisphosphate metabolic process. The record is from RefSeq and is a predicted model, not a curated record. Gene Ontology annotation, cellular component: cytoplasm.